AUGUCGCACCAUUCUAGAUCAUCGUCUGCGAACUCCGAUGAAGCCUUGAAGCUAUUUCUCGACACUAGCGAAAAGGCCCGCCAAGAGUGUCCCUCGCCGCCUCCCGACGCCGCCGCCACCACCACCACUACGGAGGACCCUGUGCUGGCCAGCGAGAGCACAGAGAAAGACAGGUUCAAGACGAUGGCUGCUGCCAUCGAUCUGCAUUCGGAGGCUCUGCGCCGCCUCCUUCAAGAUGCCCAAGGCAACGCCCGUGGAGAGGAAAACCUCAUCACGACCGCAGUGACGAGCCCAGACCAGGGCGAGGCCGUCGACAAAUUGAAGGCUGAGAUCGAGCAGCUGAGUAUCCAGCUGCAGGCCGUCCGGGCUGAGCUGGCCGUGGCCCAGUUGCAACUACGAGAGGCGGGCCGAGUUCAAACUCAGGCCCCAAAUACCUUCGAGGCCACGAUGACGGAGGUCAUCGAGGCGGUCCACAACAAGUGGGAGGAAUACAGCUUGCUCUCACUCGUCACCGACCCGGCAAAAGUGAUCGAGGACCUGAGGAAAAGGAACAAGCAGCUUGAGGAGGAGAACAAGAGCCUCGACAGGAAGGGUUUCAUGCCCAAAAUGAUGCGCAACCUCAUAACCAAGUGCAAGGCACUAAGACAGAGAAACUCGGAGCUCGAGGAUAAGCUUAAGCAGAACGAGAGGGCAAAAGCAGACAUCGACAAGAUCGCUGAUCUCGAGGCAGAGAUUACGAAGAUCACUAAAGAGAAGGCAGAGCUUUUCAAAAAGCAGAAGAGCAUCUUUCACCUCUGCAAAGAGCUCAAAGAGAACCAGGGUCACCUUUGUGACCUCUCUGAGUACAAGAUGAAUGACACGGUCUUCAGCAUGUUUGAGGAGUUCAUCAGGCAGAAGAUUGCUCAGUCUAAAUAA
Pyricularia grisea is the source of this 915-nucleotide messenger RNA. RefSeq lists its product as uncharacterized. NCBI's taxonomy places the organism in Eukaryota, Fungi, Ascomycota, Sordariomycetes, Magnaporthales, Pyriculariaceae. Bases 1 to 915 code for a protein of 304 amino acids. The transcript has a single exon. The record is from RefSeq and is a predicted model, not a curated record.